This is a messenger RNA of Neospora caninum, 1011 nucleotides long. RefSeq lists its product as uncharacterized. The record is from RefSeq and is a predicted model, not a curated record. Bases 1 to 1011 code for a protein of 336 amino acids. The transcript has a single exon. NCBI's taxonomy places the organism in Eukaryota, Apicomplexa, Conoidasida, Eucoccidiorida, Sarcocystidae.
AUGAAGGGUCUCUUCUUUCCUCCAUGCGUCGUUGUCACGGCGGCAUGGUUUGUAUCUGGUGGUGAAUGCGGCCAUGGCUCGUAUAUCGCGGGUAUGGCGGGUGAAGAAGGACUCUACGAUAACGUAGCACGUAACACGGGCAAUUGGCCAAACAUGCCACCGUGGUAUGAGCAUCAAUAUCCGUAUUCACCUUCGAAUGGACAGAGUGGCGCUCAAGGUCAGGGACAGUUAAUUCGUGUACAGCGCCCUGAUGGGUCCGUCAUGGUUAUGGAACAGCCACCCAGCAUGCAAGUGCCUCAAGCGGGAAGUUAUGCUGGUUAUGGCGUGCCUGGCGGUUACCCUGGUCCUUCAACUUUCUACUAUCCAGGAACUAGCCAUGUUGGUUCUGCGAGUCCCAAUCCGCCUCCGAGCACUCCUGUACCCAGCCCCGACUACGCAGCUGCCGGCUCUACCACCGCCUACCCCAGUGUUGUGUAUGGUCAAGCCUACACGCCAACGGGUGCGGCCCCCACUUAUCGAGCUGACAUGGGUACGGGGAUGCUUCCCAGUUAUCCUGUCCCUCAGCCGUCACAGCCGUUUUCAGCGCCUGCCGCUCAAUUCGUUUACAGCUAUUUAGGUGGCUCGGAUCCCCUGCUUUCGCUGGGAGCAGCGCACGUUCUCCAAGGGCCCCAGGGACUACCACCGCUGUACAGUCACCUUGGUUUCGACUUUUUGCAAACUGCAGAGCAGCCUGACAGCUCAGACCAAAUCGAGAGCGCGGAGGCCGGCGGAAAACGCAAGUGGAAGGCGACCGCAGUCAAGAGGGGAUUGCUAGCUGGACUAGGGGCACUCGCCACAGUGGCAGCAGUUGCGGCCGCCUCAAAGGCUGCCAACAAACGCGUAGACGGCCAAGACGAGUCUGCGGAAGCUUCUGAUGCAGAAAAGGAAGAAACAUCUCGCCCUCCUCCGUACAACCCAAACCAUCCUACCUACACGGAUUUAUUGGAAGAGUUGAAAGCAAUGCGCCAUUAG